Molecule: messenger RNA, 529 nt
Organism: Culicoides brevitarsis
Lineage: Eukaryota; Metazoa; Arthropoda; Insecta; Diptera; Ceratopogonidae
Gene: strat
Product: guanine nucleotide exchange factor MSS4 homolog
Exons: 2
Coding region: 125-496 (123 amino acids)
Biological process (GO): post-Golgi vesicle-mediated transport; small GTPase-mediated signal transduction
Cellular component (GO): cytosol; membrane
Molecular function (GO): zinc ion binding; guanyl-nucleotide exchange factor activity
Source: RefSeq, a predicted model, not a curated record
ACGAAAUUUUCCAAACAAAAACAACUUUUGUGCGAUCCAUGUGUGAAAUUCUGACCCAGUUGACAUCUUUCGGCACAAAUUAAAUGCAAAGUAGGUCGAAAACAGCAAACAAUAACACCGGAAAAUGACUUUGUCGGAGGAAAUCUCGCAAGAAAUCACGGAAUCCAACAAAAAUCGCAAUGCCAUAAGGUGUCGAGAGUGCAACAGUUUGGUCCUCAAUCCAAAUACGGCGGAUUUUGUCACACAAACUUUUUCGCUUCCGAAGCAGCAUCAAAAGAACACCGUGAAGAUCGAUGAGCUGGAAUGUGAGGAUUUUGAUCAUUUUUGGACUGUCAAAGACAUUUUGGCGUUCGAAAAUGUGGGUUUUUUGAACACUGUUGAUAGCAAAAAGUACCUGAUUUGCGCGGAUUGUGAAAAAGGACCCAUUGGAUAUCAGGAUUUGACGACGCAGAAUAUUUAUGUGGCAUUUAAUAGGAUAAAGCAUGUCCAAAAGUGAGGUUUCGUGUAAAAAUUAAAUGGAGAAAAAUCA